GUUUUAAUUGCGUGUAUCGGUCGUUUUAAACCACGAGUUUGCAGAUUGACUCACUUUUUGGCUUGGCUAGCAUUUGUUUAAAAAAAAAUUGCUCUGGACACAGUACCAUAUUUUUUUGUUUAACCUGGCUGACAGUUCCUGAUAUUUUGAGAACAUAUUUUGACGAAUCGCCUGAGCGUGAGAUAAAUGGGAGAUAGCACUGUUGUAUUCCUCUGAGGCAGAGGGCUCAUAGAUAGGAUGACGCUACUAUUCUGAAUUGUGUGAUGAGUUGUUUUUUUUGUCCCCCAGAGCUGCUGAUACAGAAUGGAAGAGGAGAAGUCCAGUUGCUGUAAGACUCGGCCUGGUUCCCAGAUUUGCCCUCUACAAAAUCACCUGCAGACCCAUUACCAUAGUCUACCAUCCUCGGAAAAUACAGUUUUAAAAUAUUUUGCCUUUUGCUGCUUUCAUGUGCUAGUCUGAACAAGGAAACUAAGACAUUUCCGACUGGCUAACUGGUUGUAGUUAUACACGUUCCGCGUUAAACGAAUCAGCAUGUCGGACAUUUCCGAGUUUCCUUGUUCCGAGUAGCAUAUGAUAUAUUGUUUGUUUUGCGUUUGAAGUGCAGAUUUUAUAGAAUUGCAUAAUUUUGCUGCCUACAGGGCAGGCUAGCUUGAACUGUCAUCCAAAUUUAGAGUUUGGAGGAAAAUUAAACCGUGACAAUGAAAUUCCUGUAUAAAGAAGAGCACCCAUUUGAGAAGAGAAGAUCGGAGGGGGAAAAGAUCAGGAAAAAGUACCCAGAUAGAGUACCGGUGAUAGUGGAGAAAGCCCCCAAAGCCAGAAUUGGUGAUUUGGACAAGAAUAAAUAUCUUGUACCCUCUGAUCUUACAGUGGGACAGUUCUACUUCCUGAUACGGAAGAGGAUUCACCUGCGGGCAGAGGAUGCCCUUUUCUUUUUUGUCAACAAUGUCAUUCCUCCCACCUCAGCCACCAUGGGACUACUUUACCAGGAACACCACGAAGAGGACUUCUUUCUUUACAUUGCCUACAGUGAUGAGAGUGUCUACGGAGACAGCCAAACGAAAGUCUAGCUAACCACCUUUCAGCACAUCUGCAGUCUGACUCUGCAUCGUCACAAAGAUAAAUAAAAGCAAUUUAGUUGCCAUCAGAUUAGUCUUUUAAUGCACUUUCAAACCCUCUUGCCCCUUUUAAAGCUAAAAUCCUUAAUUGAAACAAUAACAAAGCGACCAUCCCGCCUCUGUUUUGGUAAAAAAGUGGCGGGAUGGACCUGUAGAAAUGCAACCACUCUCAAAUUCAUAGACCGAGCUAUUGAUGCAAGGACUGACCAUGCAUGAUAUCAAAAUUAUAGUUUUAACAAUAUUUUGAGGCUAUACAGUUUUUUUUAUGUUUACCAACAUUGGAGUAAAACAAGCUUCUAUUUUGGGUUCGACAGUUGAACUAAGCUCAUGAGGCAUUUAUAAGUUAUAUUUUUCAAGAAUCAAUGUGUAUAUAUAAUGUAUUUAUUAUUCCCAAAACUGUUGUUACAACUAAGUAUUCUAGCUUUAACAUUGACUACCAAAUCUACAUCUGUGUUCUCCUGUCAUAGUUAUCCACAGCACAGUUUUAUGUCUGUUCGUUUCACCUUCCAAAUGGCUUAGGGAUAGUUUCCUGGACACAAUUCAAUCCUUGUCCAGGACUAAAAACAAAUUUUCCAUAGAUAUUCUCCAUUGAACAUGUGUUUUAGUCUAGGAAUAGGCUUAGUCUGUCUGAGAAACAGGCCCUUAAUCUACCCGAUUACUCUGUCGCUAGCAAUCUUUUUUAGUUUACUUGAAAGAUUAGAUUUUAGACCUAUACACAUUUAUGUAUGCAUUGACAUUGCACCCAAACAUUUCAGUGGACUGUUUUGGUGAUGUAUCUUACUGUAGCUGCAUAGACCAAUGAAGGAUAUUUCGGUGAUAUGAAGGAUAUGUUAGCCUGAAAGCCAGACCUGUUUCUUUCUCUCCCUGUGUGACCACCUCCCUCAGAUGACCACUCAAGCCAUUAACUUUCUAAUGAUUGUCCAUCUUGUGAUGUUUUUUCUAAAUUGCAUGCAUUUUUGUUUAGCUUUAAAGCCCAUUGAGAUUCUUUAUGUAAUGAAUAGUGCUAUAAAAGUUGAAUAAAUUAUUAUUUAUCUGUCCAGGAAACUGGCAA
Molecule: messenger RNA, 2166 nt
Organism: Salvelinus fontinalis (brook trout)
Lineage: Eukaryota; Metazoa; Chordata; Actinopteri; Salmoniformes; Salmonidae
Product: gamma-aminobutyric acid receptor-associated protein-like
Exons: 4
Coding region: 699-1067 (122 amino acids)
Biological process (GO): macroautophagy; autophagy of mitochondrion; cellular response to nitrogen starvation
Cellular component (GO): cytosol; autophagosome; autophagosome membrane
Molecular function (GO): ubiquitin protein ligase binding; GABA receptor binding
Source: RefSeq, a predicted model, not a curated record